AUGACAAUAUGCACACCCGAGAUGCAUGAAACGCAGUCUUGGGAUUUUUUUCGAGACGACUUUUUCCCUCUACCAUGGGUGGCGAUCGGUGAUUUUAAUGAUGGCCAUUUGAUUGACAGCAUUAUGGAAGGUUUCUUUAAGAUUGACAAACUUGGUACGGGAUACAAGUUAGUGUUUUGUUCUACAGAAUUUGCUGAUUUUUCUUUUGAUGUUGGAAGGUAUCAUGAUGAGAAAUUUAAAGGAAAUCGUCUCGUCAUGGCUGAAAAUAAUGAUCCAUUUAAUCUUGUAUUCAUUGCUGAUAACUCUGGAUCUGGAAGUUCUGUUGUUUGA
This is a messenger RNA of Trifolium pratense (red clover), 330 nucleotides long. Its product is annotated as kunitz-type serine protease inhibitor DrTI-like. The record is from RefSeq and is a predicted model, not a curated record. The transcript is spliced from 2 exons. The coding region runs from base 1 to 330 and encodes 109 amino acids. Lineage: Eukaryota; Viridiplantae; Streptophyta; Magnoliopsida; Fabales; Fabaceae. Gene Ontology annotation, molecular function: endopeptidase inhibitor activity.